AUGUCCGAAAUCAACGUCACUGCAGUCCUCACCCCCAAGCCGGAGAAGUUUGAAGAGGUGGCCACCCUUGUAUCUGAAGUCAUCAAACAGGUCCAAGAACACGAGCCCGGUACAUUGCUCUACUAUGCAUUCCAGAUCAAGGACAAGAAUGAGAUUGUGAUCGUUGAGAGGUACAAGGACCAGUCUGCGGUCCAGGCCCAUGUCAAGGCGCCUUAUUUCCAAAUCUUCGCGGGCAAAUUGCCUACUUUGUUAUCGAAGCCAUCGGAGCUGAGGGCCGGGGGAUUCUUGGGUGGUUCAAGGGGUGUGUCGCGACUGUAG
This is a messenger RNA of Penicillium soppii, 318 nucleotides long. RefSeq names its product putative quinol monooxygenase. The transcript is spliced from 3 exons. Lineage: Eukaryota; Fungi; Ascomycota; Eurotiomycetes; Eurotiales; Aspergillaceae. The coding region runs from base 1 to 318 and encodes 105 amino acids. The record is from RefSeq and is a predicted model, not a curated record.